AGUUUUUUCUUUUACACUUUUAUCAAGCGAAGAAGAAAGAAUAUAAGAAUUGCAGUGUCGUUGCUCGCUGCUCCUUCUUUGCUUCUGCUCUACGCUUUCACUCUCGAUCCUCUUCGCUGAGUAAACAACUCCAACUCUCCUCUUCCUGCUUCAAUCGUCUUCUUGUCCGCUGUUCUUCGUUUUGUUGUGAAGUGAGAACUUGCAGAUGGAUGAUCGUAAGGAGAAAACUGCUCCCUGGCUUUCAGUGCCACAGUUCGGAGAUUGGGACCAGAAGGGACAGUUACCUGACUACUCACUUGAUUUCUCAAAACUUAGGGAAAAUAGGAAACAAAACAAGAGAGAAGUGUCUCGGGCGAGUCUUGGAAAUGAAGAGGAGCUCAUUACUUCAGCCGCACCCCCAACCACAACAGAAUCUUUUCCUACUGAUAAUCAUCACCCCUAUCAUCAGAGUCACCACCCUCCACCAACAAGAAAGAGCAUUCUAAGUUGCUUCAACUGCUGCGUGAAAGCUUGAAUUAAGUAGUCUUGAAGACGACCUAUGGAGGCCCACUUGUAAGUUUAAAUGUCAUUGUAUUAAUUGAAUUAAGUAGUCUUUGGUACGAAUACCUCUAUUGUCCUUUAUUUGAAUUAAAACUGUAUUAUAUGUUUGGAUUUUUUGCGAUGGUUUUGUUCUUGCCUGUGGGAACUACUAUUUCAUUAAAUUUGCUUUGAAUUAAUCAAUUAGUUAUAAAGUUUGUUUGGAAUGACCCUUUUUUUUAAGUGUUUAAUUGGGGAAAAAAAAAAUCAUUCCAAAUAGGCUUGUACACUAAUUGAAAAAAAAAAGUCCUUGGUGAUGUAAAUAAAAGCAUUGGGUUUAGGUCAUUUGGCUUGUCAAAGAAGAAAGAAAAACAGUCUCACAAGUCUGAAUAA
Benincasa hispida (wax gourd) is the source of this 909-nucleotide messenger RNA. Its product is annotated as sorbin/SH3 domain protein. NCBI's taxonomy places the organism in Eukaryota, Viridiplantae, Streptophyta, Magnoliopsida, Cucurbitales, Cucurbitaceae. The record is from RefSeq and is a predicted model, not a curated record.